GGCCCAGGCCGACCAAUGCGCGAGCGCGCCCGGCACGCGACCCGCGUGUCACCGAUGCCGCCGCCCGCGGGUGGCGAGGACCCCGAUGCCGACGCGGCGCCCUCCUGCAGCGGCUCCGCCGACGAAGGCGACGCGCAGACGCAGGAGCGGUCGCUCCCCAACGGCGACAUCUACACGGGCCAGUGGCGCGGCGCCGUGCCCCACGGCGCCGGCAAGUACCUCUGGGCGGACGGGUGCAUGUACGAGGGCGAGUGGCGGCGGGGAAAGGCCACCGGCCGCGGCAGGUUCUCCUGGCCGUCCGGCGCCACCUACGAGGGCGAGUUCCUCGACGGCUUCAUGCACGGCGCCGGGACCUACGUCGGCGCCGCGGGGGACACCUACCGCGGCGCCUGGGCGAAGAAUCUCGAGCACGGCGCCGGCGAGAAGCGCUACGCCAACGGCGACCGGUACGACGGCGAGUGGCGCGCGGGGCUCCCCGACGGCUGCGGACGCUACGCCUGGCGCGACGGCACCGAGUACGCCGGCGGCUGGCGCGCGGGGCUCAUCCACGGCCGCGGCGCGCUCGUCUGGGCCAAUGGCAACCGCUACGACGGCGGCUGGGAGGGCGGCCGCCCGCGCGGGCAGGGCACGUUCCGCUGGUCCGACGGCAGCCUCUACGUCGGCUUCUGGGGCCGCGAGGCGCCCGGCGGCGCCGUCUACCAGAAGGGCGUGUACUACCCGUCCCCGGCGGCGGCGGGCGACUCCCCACGGGGGCGCGACCCGAGGGAGGUCUUCGCGCGGGAGCUGCCGGAGUGCGUGCGCUCCGGCACCGAGGCCCAAUCGGCGCUCACGUCUCUGAGAUCGCUCAAAUGGCUGAUGCGGUCGGUCAGCGGGCGCGGGAGCUCCUCCUCCGGGCGGAGCAAUGGCUCGGGAGGCAGCCUCGUGCACUUCUGGGGGUCCGAUGGAGAUGUCAAGUGUGACAUUGGGGACGACUGGAGGCGGCGGAGUGUCAGGGAAGGGAGGGGGCUGCCACCGCCAUCUCCGGCCCCAGCGCCGCACCUGGCCAACAUCGUGCCCUUGCGGGUGUUGAAGCGGCAGGGGGCAACCAUUGCCAAGGGGCACAAGAACUACGAGCUAAUGCUCAAUCUGCAGCUCGGGAUCAGGCAUGCAGUAGGAAGACAAGGUCAAGCUAUAUUAGACCUGAAAUCAUCAGCAUUUGAUCCAAAGGAGAAAGUGUGGACAAAAUUCCCUCCUGAAGGCUCAAAAUAUACCCCUCCACACAAUUCGUGUGAUUUCAAAUGGAAGGAUUACUGCCCAAAGGUGUUCCGGACUCUUCGUAAGCUGUUCAAGGUUGACCCAGCUGACUAUAUGUUGUCCCUCUGUGGAAAUGAUGCUCUUCGGGAGCUUUCAUCCCCUGGCAAGAGUGGAAGCUUCUUUUACUUGACGAAUGAUGAUCGCUACAUGAUAAAGACAAUGAAGAAAGCUGAAGUGAAGUUGCUUCUGAAGAUGCUUCCAGCUUACUACAAUCAUGUCCGUGCAUUUGAGGAUACCUUAGUGACAAAGUUCUUUGGUCUACAUUGCGUAAAGUCUGGAAUACACCAGAAGAAGGUUCGUUUUGUCAUAAUGGGAAAUUUGUUCUGCUCUGAUCAUACUAUCCAUAGGCGAUUUGAUCUAAAAGGAUCAUCUCUUGGCCGUAUAACUGACAAGCCACCGGCUGAGAUUGAUGAGUAUACAACUCUGAAGGACCUUGAUCUUAACUUUAUCUUUCGGUUACAGAAACAAUGGUACCAAGAGUUUCAAAGGCAAGUGGAUAAGGACUGCGAGUUCCUUGAGCAGGAGAAGAUUAUGGAUUACAGUCUAUUGGUGGGUGUACAUUUUAGAGGUAAGGAAGACAUAUCUGCUUCUGCAGGUUGGUUGAAAACUCGAAUCCUGAUUUGGUUAUGUGCAUUCGUUGAAGGUGCCGUUGACGUUGAUGGUGAAAAGCUUGCUACACCUCGGCUUUCAAGAUGGGACAGGGAUCACUUUCGUUCUGAUCCAAACAGGUGGUCGAAAAUUAAGCUUGGGGCAAACAUGCUGUCAAGGGCUGAACUUACAGCCCGAAAGAAUGAUGGUGAUAUUUUUGGAAAGCCAACUGGGGAGUACUGUGAUGUUAUAUUGUAUUUCGGGAUUAUUGAUAUACUUCAGGACUAUGAUAUUGGCAAAAGGCUAGAGCAUGCUUACAAAUCUUUUCAGUAUGAUUCAACAUCCAUCUCAGCGGUCGAUCCAAAACAGUAUUCCAGACGCUUCAAAGAUUUCAUAUACAAAGCUUUUCAAGAGGAUAAAGUAGACAGCUGAAAGCAUUUUGAGACCUUGUGGCUGAUAGUCUGUGACUUGAAAAAGCGAGAGAUCAAGCUGAGAACAGUGCAAUGUGACGAUUUCUUGAUAGACUUUUUACUGCACCAUACAGGAGUACAGGAGUUCAGCAGUUUCCUUAGAAGGCACCAAGGCCAUAGUUGCUGGAGCUCCUAGUGGUAUUUCCAGGAAUCGGAUUGGCUGGCAUGUAAAUACAAGCAAUGUGCACAGAUACAGAGUUCAGCAACAUCCACGAACAUAGGAAAUGUAACUGACAGAAUCAAAUUAUACAUAGAAACAUGCGACCAAAAGUGUAUGUUCUUUUCCUCAGGAAUUAUUUUCCUAUCCUGGGAGCCUUUCAAUAGAUUGAGGGGAAAAUUUUGAGAUUCUUCA
Panicum hallii is the source of this 2703-nucleotide messenger RNA. Its product is annotated as phosphatidylinositol 4-phosphate 5-kinase 6-like. Gene Ontology annotation, molecular function: 1-phosphatidylinositol-4-phosphate 5-kinase activity; ATP binding. Gene Ontology annotation, biological process: phosphatidylinositol metabolic process. The transcript has 7 exons. The record is from RefSeq and is a predicted model, not a curated record. Lineage: Eukaryota; Viridiplantae; Streptophyta; Magnoliopsida; Poales; Poaceae. Bases 16 to 2313 code for a protein of 765 amino acids.